Paramacrobiotus metropolitanus is the source of this 1906-nucleotide messenger RNA. Its product is annotated as alpha-amylase-like. Gene Ontology annotation, biological process: carbohydrate metabolic process. The transcript has 11 exons. NCBI's taxonomy places the organism in Eukaryota, Metazoa, Tardigrada, Eutardigrada, Parachela, Macrobiotidae. Bases 133 to 1716 code for a protein of 527 amino acids. The record is from RefSeq and is a predicted model, not a curated record. Gene Ontology annotation, molecular function: alpha-amylase activity; cation binding.
AAAGCUCCCGGUAGUUGUGAUAGCAAAGUUUGGAGUCAAAUAUUGUACGAGUAAAUGUACAAAAUAUUUUGUGAUCGAAGAAGGCUACCGAAACUCAAACCGUAAACUACCCACAACGGUACACCAGUCAGCAUGAAAAUGUUCCGGCCAUUGGUCGGUACCGUUUUCCUGGCUUUGCUGGGUUUAACAUACGGGCAGUUCGAGCCUCAUGUCAUCGGUGGCCGAUCGGCCUAUGUCCAUUUGUUCGAAUGGAAAUGGACCGACAUCGCGGCGGAAUGCGAACGCUUUCUUGGUCCCAAAGGUUUCGGUGGCGUCCAGAUCAGUCCACCCAACGAACACCGCGUCGUCACCAGUCCGCAUCGCCCAUGGUGGGAACGGUAUCAGCCAGUCAGUUAUCAGCUGAUUUCUCGCUCGGGAAACGAAGCGGAAUUCAUCGAUAUGGUCAAACGGUGCAACAAUGCUGGAGUCCGAAUUUACGUGGAUGCCGUGAUCAAUCAUAUGGCACGAGAUAGCGGCCUUGGUACAGCAGGGAACACUUUCGAUGGCAAUACUCUGCAGUUUCCUGGUGUUCCGUACGGCCCAGGCGAUUUUACUGGAAGAGAAGAGUGCAAAACCUGGAACGGACUUAUCAAUCCUCAAGACGGUGAUUACGCGGAUGCCGAAAUAGUGCGUAAUUGUCGCCUGGAAAACUUGCCUGAUCUUGGUGUUUAUAAGGCGUAUACCAAAGGGAAAAUUCAAGAGUAUAUGAAUAAGCUGAUUAAUAUUGGAGUCGCUGGAUUUCGAGUGGAUGCGGCAAAACACAUGUGGCCGGCUCAUAUAGAAAUACUGUUAGGGGAACUGAACAACCUGAACACCACUUAUUUCCCCGCCGGAACUAGACCCUACAUAUAUCAAGAAGUUAUUGAUUUGGGUGGCGAACCGCUCGGCCAAUUCGCAUAUCUCACUACGGGCCGCGUAACGGAGUUUAAGUACGGCAAAUUCCUCAGUGAAGCCGUUCGAAAGGAAAACGGCCAGAUGCUAAAAAACCUUCGAGACAUUGGACCCAGCUGGCCGGGUUUUUUGCCAGGAAUGCAGGCUGUGACCUUUCUAGACAACCACGACAAUCAACGCGGACACGGAGCCGGCGGCAGAAUUCUGACAUUCCGGGAAUCAAGAAUGUACAAAAUAGCCAAUGCAUUCAUGUUAGCGCAUCCCUACGGAUUCCCGCAAGUGAUGAGCAGCUAUCUCUGGACACAGAGUAUUAACCCACAAACCGGCAAAGACGAAAACGAUUGGAUUGGGCCUCCCAGUGAUGCGGACGGCAAUACUCAGAGCGUAUCGAUAGCUGCUAGCGGAGCAUGUGAUAUCGCUAGUGGUUGGAUUUGCGAACAUCGCUGGAGACAAAUUACGAAUAUGGUGGGCUUCCGUAAUGCCGCCGGGAUGGGUGGAUUAGUGCACUGGUAUGAUAACUGGGCAAACCAGAUCGCCUUUGGACGUGGUGUGGAGGGGAACACAACCGCUUUCAUUGUGAUCAACAACGAUGCUUACCACUUCGCCUUGACGUUGCAAACUGGUCUACCGCCGGGAACCUACUGCGAUAUCAUCUCGGGCGGUCUCGAAAAUGGCCAGUGCACCGGGAAAUCUGUCGCAGUGAAUGCCGAUCGAACUGCACAUUUUUCUAUCAGUAAUUACGAUGAAGACCCGAUUGUUGCACUGCACAUUUACGCCAGAUUGUAAACGCAAAACUUGGCGAUCAGUCUUUUAAAUUGCCGGAUGUGAUUGUAUAUAUCGUGUUAAUUGCAUACCACCAUUUCUCUGUUUGCAGUGUUUAAAUUUCCGACCUUUCAGAUACUUAAUGUGAUCUGCUUGCGUUUUGUCAUUUGGGUUAUUUUAGGAUGUUGAACUCGUAUAAAAUUGUUGUUUUUCA